AGCACCUCGUGACUCGGAAGUGUCGGAUGCAACGCCGCUGUAGGCUUGGGGUCUCGAACGUAGUUCGAACCUGAAAUUUCGGGCCGAGCCUGGACUUCCAAAAUUAGGGCUGUCUGUACUCGAUGUUAGCAAGGCUCCCUACAUGUGGGGCCAGCACCAUACAUCCAAGCUCCCUAGAGAGCCUGCAAACCACAUUUGCGAGCCAGCUAAUAUAGUGAACCAGCCGUCGCAUGUUGUUCCGCCGUGUGAUCCGUCCUGACCUGAUAUCGCUGCGGGGUGCCUUGCCGUCGCUCGCCAUCAUGCCGUCCGCCCCCCACCCUCUCUCCUCCUCGCACCCCCCUCGCUUCCUGCCUCGCCCCGUCGCAGCCCUCCUCGCGCUGCUCGCUUUCGCCCCGCUCCUCGCCCGCCUCCCCCCACCCCCCAUCCCUCCGCCGCUCCCCCUCGCCCCUCCCCAUCCCGCUGCCCCCCUCGCCGCCAUCGCCGCUGCCGCCCACCCACGUGCCGGCGUGGCUGUCGCAGGCGAGCAAGGGGGCAUCGGACGGCGGCUGCAGGGGCUGCGCGCGCGCAGCGAUGUGAGGCGCAAGUGGAAUGGAGGAAGCUUCCUCGAGUUUUCCGCAGACGAGAGUGCGCGCGUAAACGGAUUGGGGGGAGGCGGAGGCAUGGUGUGGCGGGCGGGAUGGUGGGGAAGGGGGGCUGGCUCGGACGAAAGGCAAUCUGGCGGUAUGGGCACGAGGGACGGCGGGGCGGGUGGCGAUGGCGUGGCGGAGAGCGCGAGGGCGCACGCAGUGACGGAGAGGGGCGGGCGUGGGGCGGACGAGCUGCCCCGCAGGGAGGGCGGGGAGAGCUCUGGGCGCAGCGUGCGUGUGGGCAGCACCGGGGGCAACAGCACCUCCUCUGCACGUGCUCACGCCGGGCAACAGGCAGCGCCGCAUGGCCACGCGCAGUGGCGCGUGCGGCGGGUGGCACUGCACCCGGCGGUGCGGCGAGACACAGGGCUGCCGCUGCGUUGCGACGAGUGGCGCAGCAACGCCGUCCUCCUCAUCUCCGCCGCCGCGCCCGGCCUCGGCCUCAGCCCCCUCCUGCGAGAGUUGGAUGCGCGGCUGCAGUCGGUGGGGCUGGCGUACACACUGGCGCUCAUGCCGCGCAGCGUCACCCUCGCCCACGCGCACAGGUACGCGCCUCUGUACCGAGCAGCACCCCUGGGAGGCAGCGCAGCAGUGGGGCUGCGGGCGUGGGUGCGGUACAGUGUGGCGCACGCAGAGGUGUGGGCGCGCGUGGUGGCGUUGCGGCUGCCGUUCGCGCUGGUGCUGGAGGAGGACGCCGUCAACCGAGCAGAGGGCGUCGCUGACUGGCAGCGCCGCCUUGAGACGCUGCUGUGGGAGCUCAACCUGCUCAUCCUGCAGCGCGCCGACCGCUUCUUCUUCCACGUGCUGCUGCUCGCCCGCCAUGCCUUGGCGCCGUACGCGGAGCAGCAGCUGUCGCCUGGCAUCGUGCGCGCGCAGCCCAGUGAAGCCUCCCACGCCUACCUCGUCUCCUAUGCCGGGGCCAAGCGCCUGCUGGCCCUCACCAGAUUCAACCGCCCUCUGUCAGAGAGCAUGGGCGCCAUCCCCGCCCUGACCGUGCUGGCGGCGGAGCCCCCUCUCUUCGCCACCACCAUCUUCGCCUGCUCGCCCAAGCCCUGCCGCACGCCCCCCCCCGCGCUCUCGCUGCCCGCCUCCACGCCGCUCACCCCUGCGUGCCGCGCCACCAUCCUGCUCGCUCUGCCCGGCCACCCCGCCUUAACCGGCGCCGCCCUGCACGCCACCUGGCCCCUGCACCGCCCUGCGCCCCACGGGCCGCUGCCGUCCAUCCCACGCUCCUCCCCCGCCUUCUGCGCGCUGCUCUCCCCCGCGCAGUGCCUGCUCAAGCACCACCUGCCGCACCUGCUGCCUCACGUGCACCCCCCUCCCCCUGCCGUCCUGCUGCCCGCCCUGCCCCCCUCGCUACCCCUGUGGCCCGCCUUCCUGCUCUCCCUGCGCCGCUCCCCCCGCCGCCUGCAGCGCGUGCUGCCCCUGCUGCAGCAGCAGGGCUUUGGAGACGUGGUGGUGGCGCAUGGCGUGGACGGGGGGAAGGGGGAGGGCGGGGGGGGAGGGGACGAGGGGAGGGAGGGGGCGUUGGAGAGGAACCUGGAGGUGUUUGGGCGGCUGGUGGACGGGGGGCACGCGUCGGUGACGCGGCGGUCCAUCAAGUGGCACAAGCUGGCGGAGAGGCGGCGCGAGAAGAUGACACGGGGGGAGGUGGCGUGCGCGCUGUCGCACUACCUGCUGUGGCUGGAGGUGCUCAGGCGCCAGCUGCCCUACGCCAUCAUUCUGGAGGAUGACGUCACCUUCACCACAGACACCUUCCGGGCUGACUUCGAGCGGAAUAUCGCAGAGGCCAAUGAGCUGUUGACACGUCAGCAUAGCCCAGAGUCACCACCGGACAUCCUAUUUGUGGGGCACAUGGGUGUGGUGCCGCGCCACUUCCUACCGCUGCUGGCCCCACACAUCGCGUUGGACGCGCUCUCGUGGUGCUCCUUCGCCUACAUCAUCUCCCAGCGCGGGGCCGCCCAGCUGGUCAGGGGCUUCCACGUGGACGACCCCCUCGACUCCCUCUGGUGGCGCCACCCCCGCCUCGCCUUCUGGGCUUUCCAACCGCCCCUCGCCUUCCACCUCUCCUCCCCCCGCCUCAACUCCCCCCGCCUCAACUCCUCCCUACCACAUCCUCCCUCCUCCCCCUCCCCUGCCCCUCCCUCUCAUCCACCUCAUCCCACCUCGACUCACAGUAUUGCUGGCAGCACAGCACACAGCAAGCGCGACAGCAGCAGCAGCAGCAGCAGCAGCAGCAGCAAUUCGCACGGGGCAGGGCGCAGAGGCCGGGGUGAGGACACCCCCCUACCUGAGCCGGUGUACCUGAGUGAGGUGCAGCAGGGGGGCGACCAGUGGCGAUGAAACGCCUGCAAGGUUGCAACCUGUCUGCAUGCCCGCCGGGGGUUGCAGUACAGCUUCCUGUAUGCUUACCUCGCCAUGCCAUGCGUCACACAGCAUGUCCACUGUGGCUUAGGGCGUAUUCCUACACCUGCUGUCUAGCCCCACCUGGUGUCACACUCGUGUGGUACAGGGCGGUUCACAUGUUUGAUACGAUCCUGGUUGCAACAACGCAGUUCUGGCAGGGGGUUGUAGGACCACGCCCUUAGAGACUGCAUGCAUGUGCAUUGGGGAUUCGUGAAUAUAAUGAGCCAUAACAU
Closterium sp. NIES-67 is the source of this 3265-nucleotide messenger RNA. The record is from the annotation of a GenBank genome assembly. Lineage: Eukaryota; Viridiplantae; Streptophyta; Zygnematophyceae; Desmidiales; Closteriaceae.